AGACGUAUCAUUAAAGAGAGUGCGAGUCAGUUCUUACUCUGAUAUAGAGCAGAGAAGAGGAGGCUCAUCAAUCUGAGUAUUAGGAAGCUGUUGUUUGAAGAUUAAUUCAUGGAGGCACCAAAACUAACAAAGCUAGGUGGUUCUUUGUUGGUACCUAGUGUUCAAGAAUUAGCCAAACAGUCACUUGCAGAAGUCCCAGCUCGAUACAUACGCACUGACCAGGACACUUUAGGUGAUAAUGUCACCGUUACGUCUAUGAUAGAUCAAUCAGUACCUGUGAUCGAUUUGCAGAAAGUACUGUCACCAGAACCCAUCAUUGGAGAGUUAGAACUGGAGAGGCUUCACUCUGCUUGCAAAGAAUGGGGUUUCUUUCAGGUGGUAAACCAUGGAGUCGAUAAUUUAUUGGUAGAGAAAGUGAAAUCAGAUAUCGAAGGUUUCUUCAAACUCCCAAUGGAUGAGAAAAAGAAAUUUUGGCAGGAAGAAGGAGAUAUAGAAGGAUUUGGACAAGCCUUUGUUCAUUCAGAAGACCAAAAACUUGAUUGGGCAGAUAUGUUUUACAUGCUCACUCUUCCCAAACAUAUGAGGAAGCUUAGGCUAUUUCCCAAACUCCCUCUACCUCUCAGGGAGACACUUGAAUCCUACUUAUCAGAGUUGAAUAAACUUAGCUUGGCUCUUAUCAAGUCUAUGGAGAAAGCUCUGCAAAUGAAGACUAACGUCAUGGCAGAGUUGUUUGAAGAUGGGAUACAACAAGUGAGAAUAAAUUAUUAUCCUCCUUGCCCUCAAACAGAACACGUCAUCGGCUUAACACCACAUUCAGAUCCUGGCGGUUUGACGAUCCUCCUUCAACUUAACGAAGUGCAUGGAUUACAGAUUAGAAAAGAAAAAAUAUGGGUUCCCAUUAAACCUCUACCGAAUGCCUUUGUAGUGAACCUUGGAGAUGCUUUCGAGAUUAUGAGUAAUGGGAUUUACCGUAGCGUGGAACACAGAGCAAUAGUAAACUCAACAAAGGAAAGGCUCUCAAUUGCAACAUUUAAUAACCCAAGAGCAGAUAGGGAAAUAGGUCCAAUACCUUCCAUGAUCACACCAGAGACGCCUGCCUUGUUCAGAACAACUGGGUAUGAGGAAUAUUUUAAGAAAUUCUUUUCUCGUAAACUCGAAGGCAAAUCAUUCCUUGACUCCCUUAGGAUAAGAGAAGGCGAUGAAGGAGCAAAAAUUGUUCAGGUUGACUAGCUGGAGUAAAAAUUGUUGAUGUUGUUGGUGGAUUUUGCUUCUGAAUUUGGUUAAUAACCAGUAAUCUGGAUUCAACCUAUAAUAGUUUGAUUAAUAAAGACUCCAACCAGUAAAAAGAUUCAACUCUAUAAAGGCUUUUGAAAAUAAUAGCAGCACGCUUCUAGAUUGACUACUGUGCAGACUAAAGAACGACUGCGUUGGGUCCCAAAACCAACCCUUGUAAUAAUGAUGAGGAAAAUAAAUACAACAUCUCUUCA
Messenger RNA from Papaver somniferum (opium poppy), 1487 nucleotides. Its product is annotated as codeine O-demethylase-like. The transcript is spliced from 4 exons. The record is from RefSeq and is a predicted model, not a curated record. Bases 109 to 1230 code for a protein of 373 amino acids. Lineage: Eukaryota; Viridiplantae; Streptophyta; Magnoliopsida; Ranunculales; Papaveraceae.